AAAGACAGAAACACAUCUCUCAAAGAAAGGAGAUUUGGGUACAGUUUAUCCAGUGAUGAUCUAAUAGUUUUGUUAGGCUACCAGGUCUUGGUGGUUUACCACAUUUGUUAUGAGUCCAAUUUUCUUUAUAUCUUUUAAUAAUUCUUUGAUCUCCAAUGUCAGAAACUCCCACAUCCUUUCCUCCUUCCUCCUGCAAAUGGAAUACAUUCUGUCUGAUCUCCUCAGAAAUAUCUCCUGAAAAACGUAAUGGACAUUUAGACUGGAAAUCCAUAAAUUAAGUCUGGUCACUGACAUUUUAGCCCAAUCUAAAGAGCCUGGUGUCAUAUUCAAAGAGCAGAAUGAUAUAUUGAUUCAAUUCUGCAGUGCAGGCCAUAGCAUAGGUAGGUACAUCAUGGAUUACCUGACUGGAAUCAACAGCUGCAGUAUAAAUCCUUCCCUUGUUUUAGCCUGAAUGGAAAUACACACUGCAUACUUCUUUAAAGCCACUGUGGCUUGAAACAAACAUUGCUGCUUGGGUACUUGGCCGUGGGUCCCUUAUCCUGGGCUCUGAGUGAUAAGAGACAGUUACAGCUUCUCUGUGCUCUCUUCUCACCAGCUGUGGAAUAGUAAGGCAUGCAACAGCUCUCUUCUAUACAGUAUCUAUGGACAUUACACAGAUGGAAAUACAUGCAAAAUGGGGAAAAGUUCAUGGUUAAAUCAGCAUGUUUAUACACCAAUCUGUUGUGAAAGGAGUAAAUGCUCUGCCUCCAGAGGAUCGUCUGCUGAAGUUCUUGGUGGCCAAUUCUGUGGACUGUGAGGAAACUGUGCAGUGUGCCAACUGUGACUGGGAGUGCAAAAAGCAGGAUGUGGAUGCAAUGUAUUAUUGCAACACUUGUAACCAGCCGUUAUGUGGAAACUGCAGGGAAGCCACCCACAAGGCCAAGAUGUUCUCGCGUCAUGAAAUUGUCUCCCUGGCCAAACGCACCAAAGAAGCACAUAAAAAGUGUGCCCUUCAUGAAGAACUAUACAUCAUGUUCUCCACAGAGAAGAAGUCCAUGCUUUGCAUCAACUGUUUCCGAGACAUGCCAGUGGAGAGCAGAGCGCACUGCAUUGAUAUUGAGACAGCGUAUAUGCAGGGCUGUGAAAAACUGGACCAAGCCGUCCUAGCUGUGAAGGAGCUCCAGACAUCAGCCCGGGAAGCUAUUGUUCUGCUGAAGGCUAUGAUCGGAGAAGUUCGAGCCAAUGUGAAUGAGGAGGAGACAGCCAUCUGCACUCUUUUUAAUAGUAUGCAGGAAAAACUGGCCGACAGAAAGAGGGUUCUCCUUAAGGCAGCUCAAAGUCAGCAUGAGGAAAAGGAAAGAGCUUUUAAAGAGCAGCUGUCUCACCUGGCUGCACUACUGCCCACUCUCCAGGUUCAUCUAGUGACUUGCUCUGCCUUCCUUAGUUCUGCAAAUAAAUUUGAGUUUUUAGACAUGGGUUAUCAACUGAUGGAGAGGCUGAAGAAGAUUGUGAAGCUGCCUCACAGGCUGAGGCCAGCACAAAGCAGUAAGAUAAACACGGAGUACCGGUCUGAAUUUGCCCGCUGCCUGGAGCCUCUCUUGCUGCUGGGCCAACGUCGUUCAGUGUCCACUGCAGGCAGCGUGUCAGGGCUGUGCCUGGCCAAUGGUGGUGGACUGCUGCCCUCAUCCCUGUCAGUGGCCUGUCACUCUCCAGUCACCAGUGACGUGUCCCUAGGUUCCACGGUGGUGCGUAAGCCCACUUCCCAUCGCUACAUCAGCACUAAAGUCCUGCUAGCUGAGGGCGGGGAAAGCCCCUUCAUGGAGCACUGCCGCAACUAUGAGAACAGCUACAGGGGUUUGCAGACUGAGAUCCAGAAACUUAAAGACCAGGUGCAGGAGAUUCACAGGGACUUGACCAAGCAUCAUUCCCUCAUAAAGACAGACACCAUGUGUGAGAUCCUGGACAGGUCUCUGCUGAUGGACAGAGAAAUCUCCUCUGAGUAUUCCUCUGUUGAGGUGAUGAGGGCCAUGUUUGAGGAGAUUUGGGAAGAGACAUACCAGAGGGUGGCAAAUGAGCAAGAAAUUUAUGAAGCACAACUUCAUGACUUACUGCAGUUAAAGCAAGAGAAUUCUUAUCUGACUACCAUUGCUCGGCAAAUAGGUCCUUAUAUCCGUUCAAUAGCAAAGGUUAAAGAACGUUUAGAGCCCAGCAGGCUGAAGGAGCCUAAGGAGCUUAAAGAUGACCGUGCUGAGACAAUGCUGAAAAUUUAUGAGGAUAGCACCAUGACGGCUGAUACUCAGCACAGCAAUGAACUGACCUGUGCCCAUGAGGACUACUGCACUCUACACAGCCUAUCAGAUGACUCAGGUCACAAAAGCAAGGAUCUGUACAGGCUGAGUAAGCAGAAAUGCACAGCUGACAUGGGCCCCUGUUCCUCUGUCAAACCACAGCUCAGCUGAUUAAGCCUGCAGGCAAUUCCCUUGACUAUCUGAGUUACAUGUUAAGACAAGACAACAGACAAGGCCCUGAGGAUUAGGGGUUUAAUGAUACAAGUUCAAAAUCUGAUUUGAUAUGAUUCGGCUGUGUCUCAGUAUGAUACAGCAUAAGUGCCUAACAGUAUGCCUUGUUUUACUAUGUUAAUACUAAUAUGUUAACGCGCCCAGCACAAAUGCAUGCACACCAAGGGUGUAAUGAUUAUAUUUUCAUCUUUAAUAAGAUUUCCCAUACUUAUGUCAAGAUUCUAUUUGAUUUUUGAUUUGUAUUAAAAUGUGUUGAUCCUACAGAGCUGCAAUUAUAUACUUUUAUAUCGUUGCUGUCCAAUGAAAAACAUGCAUCUCCAUUUUUUGCAAUUUUUACUUUUCUGCAUCAUUUGAGCUCAGCAGCUGUCCUUUACAUUGUGUGAGAAUUUAAUGCUGUUGGGACCAAAAGAAAUGCUCCAAAAUUGCUUAGAAUAAAACCUUUAUCCACUAACUUACAUUGAAAGUAAAGAAAGUUAUUGCUCUCUCCUGGAAAGUUACUAUUUUGGAGAUAUUUGUUUUUUGUUGGACAGCAACGAUUUAUUACGUAAUAUAAAAGCUUCCCCAAAAAAUUGGAGUGGGUGUGUCCAUAUCAUGAGCCCACCCUUCCUGACCUCUUUCAUUUAAUAGGACACAGCCAUUUGCCUAAUCAUUGACGGCAGUUUUUAUGGAAGACAGUAAAUGAGACAAGAGGCAUACGGUCAUAUAAUUUAGAUUUUCGGUACAUUAUUUCAAUUUUUCUAUUUUCUAUUGAAAUCGUUACACCUUUACUGAUGGUGUGUAGAAAGUGAUAGAUUCUAAUAUGGAUCAGACGUGUUUUCGACCGGCACUAAUUAAAUAUUCAUACUAAAACAUAAUCAGAACAAAUCCACACAGUGCUAGUUAUAUUUUGUCCUGUCAUUGCCAUUAUAUAUGCCGUUAUAUUUAGGCCUGUCAUUGCCAUAAAAAUAAUUAACAAUUUGUAUUUUUGAUCUUUGUAUGCAAGUAUUAAAAUAAAAACUGAAUGUGGCCAAAUUGGCUCAUUAGCCA
Messenger RNA from Pygocentrus nattereri (red-bellied piranha), 3524 nucleotides. RefSeq names its product ring finger protein 207b (gene rnf207b). The transcript is spliced from 17 exons. The record is from RefSeq and is a predicted model, not a curated record. Bases 702 to 2438 code for a protein of 578 amino acids. Gene Ontology annotation, molecular function: zinc ion binding; Hsp70 protein binding; transmembrane transporter binding. Lineage: Eukaryota; Metazoa; Chordata; Actinopteri; Characiformes; Serrasalmidae. Gene Ontology annotation, cellular component: perinuclear region of cytoplasm. Gene Ontology annotation, biological process: regulation of heart looping; regulation of cardiac muscle contraction.